AGUUCCACCAUUCCUGCCCUCUACAGCGGGUAUAACAGCACACCCGCAUUCCUGUGCCAUUUGGAAUGCUAGGUCUCUCAAUCAGACCUAACAACUGAUUGCAUUUAGAGAUCCGUCUUGAGCUACGUGCUCUUGACAACUCUCUUGGUCCACCAUGCCUCCAGUCUUACAGGUGGGGGACGAUUUCCCCAGCAUUCCAACAACAUUGAUCGACGACAACAAUGACGUACUCAACGAGAUCGAAAACCUUGCCCACCGAUCAGUGAUAGCAUCCGUCGCAGAAAAGCCACGUUCUCUCAUGGCCCGAUCGGACUCAUCAAAGUAUAUUCCCGGCGAGGGCGCCGUUGACCCGCAUAAAAUUAACAUGCAGGGGCUACUGGCACUCUUUGCCCUCAUUGGAGCCGCAUUUGUCCUUGCCGCCAUUUGGUUCUUCUUCUGGGCCAAGAACGGUGGAUUUAUCUGGAGAAAGGGCGACUGGGAGGACUACAAGUCGACGGUUCUACGACGCAAGGGCCCUAACGGUGAAACCCUGAGUAAUGCGACAAAGAGUACUAAGCUGGGCGGCGGCAGUAUUGUUGGGAAGGAUUACCACGACGAUGACUAUACGGUCUCCGGAUACACCGACACCGCGACAGAGGUGACAGAAAAAGGUGGAGCGAAGCGCAAGCGCGGACUCCGAGAGAAGCUACUUGGCCGACGCAGAGACGAGCGAUACGAGAACGAAGCGGAUGAGGACGUGCGUGCGUACCGUAAGGAGAAACCAGCUCGAAUCGGUGGGAUCAAUGCCGAGGCCGAUGGUACCUACUACGGCAGCGACUACGACACCUCCAAUCCACCAAGCCACUACCAGCAAAGCGAAAUGACUCAGACCCGCGAUUACGCUUACGAGCCGAGUCGUCACAAGAGUACGCGCCGUGAUUUCUCUUUCACCCCGGGCACCGAAGAAAGCCUCAGUCAGCCGCCGACAGAACCUCGCCGCAUUCGCGAACCCUCCACUCGGCGCCAUAAUCGUCGUCGCGAGAGACGUCACCAUGCUCCUCCAACCUCAUCCUCGCGCCAGAGCAGCCCCCGCAAGCGUGAGAGACGGUCCAUGCCCGGCCAUUACACUGAACCACUUGACUUUUCGUCGGCACCCUCGCGUUCGAAUUACCAGUACUCCAAUGUCGAUACGGAAGAAUCUGGCACCAAGAGCUACCACCACCCAAUCCCAGGGUUGAGCAAGGGAUACCGCCGUGAUGGAGGACGCCGCCGUCGCCGCGACAGUCUGAGCGACAGUGACGGGGAGGAGACCCGCUACUCGUGAAACUAGAGUACCGGAAUUCGCGAGACAAGAUCUCAACCAGAAAUUGUAAAUAAUAUGAAUCUUUUUUUUCUUUUUCUUUGUUUUGAGCAACUCAACG
Messenger RNA from Aspergillus alliaceus, 1400 nucleotides. RefSeq lists its product as uncharacterized. The record is from RefSeq and is a predicted model, not a curated record. The coding region runs from base 155 to 1303 and encodes 382 amino acids. The transcript has a single exon. NCBI's taxonomy places the organism in Eukaryota, Fungi, Ascomycota, Eurotiomycetes, Eurotiales, Aspergillaceae.